AUUGACAGCACCACACAUCAAAAACCGACAAUUAGGGAGGUGGAAGAUCUAAGGAACAGGGAUUGGUUGCGUGUCAGAUCUGCAAAAUCCUACAACAAACAAAGUCAUGGACAAGUCUGCCAAGUUACAGAAAGACUAUACACAGCAAAGCAACAUGGGAGACCUAAAGAUAAGACAUGGGUUUAUGAAUGCACAUGCUAACGUGUUUAAUGGGCACUUGUUGGGGGUAAAAGAGUUGAUUCAACAAUCUCUAGAGGCCAAAAAGUUCGCCUACUGCCCCUACAGCAAGUUUAGAGUUGGGGCGGCACUCCUGACACACGAUGGGACAGUUUUUACAGGGUGUAAUGUGGAAAAUGCUUGCUUCAAUUUGGGAAUCUGCGCAGAGAAAAUUGCCAUCUCAAAAGCCGUAUCAGAGGGCUACAGGGAUUUCAAAGCCAUUGCGAUUGCAAGUGAUAUGUGUGAGCACUUCAUUUCUCCUUGCGGUGGCUGCAGGCAGUUCAUGAGAGAGUUUGGUGUUAACUGGGACGUGUAUUUGUCCAAACCGGACGGUUCCUAUGUGGAGAUGAAAGUUGAGGAACUGCUACCAAUAUCUUUUGGUCCUGAGGACUUAAAACUGAAGAAAGUGAAUAAUAUUCAGAAUGAGUACUAAUGACUUAUGUUCUGGAACUAGGGAUUUAAACUAGGGUCAAUAAUGUAGGAUUUUCUUUACAAAUAUAAAAUAUUAUUUAUAUUUCUACUGAACUUGGUACAGUAGGUACAUUAAUGAUAUAGAAGGUAGUAAUGUUUGUAGAUGUUUUGAACAUUAUUAAUUAAAGAUAUCAAUGUUACCGGGAAAAUCUAGCUUUUUAUUUUGGGGGUAAAGAUUGAAAACGCCUUUUCCUGAAGGUUCUAAACUUUGAAAAGCCCAUACCUGAACAUGGUGCAGUGU
Xyrauchen texanus (razorback sucker) is the source of this 928-nucleotide messenger RNA. RefSeq names its product cytidine deaminase-like. The coding region runs from base 107 to 649 and encodes 180 amino acids. NCBI's taxonomy places the organism in Eukaryota, Metazoa, Chordata, Actinopteri, Cypriniformes, Catostomidae. Gene Ontology annotation, molecular function: cytidine deaminase activity; zinc ion binding. The record is from RefSeq and is a predicted model, not a curated record. The transcript is spliced from 4 exons. Gene Ontology annotation, cellular component: cytosol.